AAGAUCACGCAAAGAAGCAGUUGGUGGUGAUGAUGCUUCAGUAAGCAGUAACCAAAAAAUAAAAUUACUUUUUGGACAAUCAUAGUCUAAAAUGACACCGAUGUGAUAAUAAUUGACUUUCAAGAGUGAUAUUAUGUCAAUAUGCUCAUGGAUCAAAUUAUAAGACACUACUGUGUCUAGUUGAGUAAUUUUUUUAACCAAUUCAAUUGCAUCUGAAUUGUUUUUAAAACAGUAGGAGCACUCCAGCAAGCAAAAAUUACAAGUUGAUGAAUGUAAUUACUGGCAAAAUAUUCACGCAGGAAAUGAAUUAAGUCCUUAUCGCAUUGAAUCAGCUGGAAUAAUAAAGUUGAUAAUAUGAGCCAUAUUUUAAGGUUCAUAUCUCGUGUCUGUACUAAUUCUCAAACUAUGAUAUAUGAAUUGAAAAUGGAAAGUUCAACUGAAUUAUGAAUGAUGACUAACAUUCAUCUUUCGUGCGAAUCAUGCUCUAUAUUGAUGUGACAACAUUGAAUAAGAUCAUUGACGCAUUGUUUAAGAGGCUAGUGUCACUUUAUAAAGCUGUCUGUCACAAGUACCGGAUAAAGCAAGUGCUGUAGGUUGCAGAAACUAGUUGACACACCCAAGAGAGAUGCAUUGGUAGAACCAUUAAACUGCAUUGUUACGAAUUAAAGAGCUGACAGUUUGCGUUACUGAGAUCACAGUGAGGAAUUACCACGCGAUAACAGAGGCGUGGUAAAAACCUGUGAAAGAAUAUAGGAAGGUACAUGCAAUCUAUGAUGCUAAAGAGAAGCGAAAGAGCGACGCGCGGGUAGAGCGAUCAAGGCCUUUUGGCCCCGUAGAUCCUGAGAAACUGGAGAACUUAAGAGAAGUAUAAAACGCCCCUCUUAUUCCUUGUUUGCGCAUUAUUGUUCCUUACUCUGUACGUCACUCUAGACAUGCGUUACAUUUUUAUUUGGUUACUGAGUAUAGUUGCCUUGUCAACGGCUCAAGAUUAUAGGUCUCCAGCGAUUCUCACGGAUGCUCGGUAUCUCUCUGGAGAUGGAACAUUUGGUGCUGCUUACACCCAAGAGGAUGGGGUGCAAUUUAAAGAGGAAAGUGAUGCCAAAGGCAAUCGGAAAGGAUCAUAUUCUUACGUAGAUCCUACAGGACAGAGGAGGACAGUAUUUUAUACAGCUGGAAAAGACGGAUUUCAGGCCAUUGGAGACGGCAUUCCUGAAGUGACUCCACCAACUCCACCGCAACCAGAAUACGAACCACUUCCUGAAUAUAAUCCUCCGGAUUAUAAAUCUCCAACAAGGUCAUACGAUUACGAUAGUGAACCACAAGCUCCUACAAAGUCCUACGAUUACGAUUCUGAACCGCAGCCUGUCAGGCGAGUGACUUAUGAACCUCGUCCUUCACCUUCACCUCCUCCACCACCACUUCACCCUCGCUUGUCUUAUCAACACCACUAUCAGCCAGAAUAUGAGCAACCUCGUCCUGUGCAUGAAUACCGUCACGAAUCUCGACCUUUACCAGUAUACAAACCACAACCCACACCUCCACCUCCAUCACAAUACCAUCAACAACAACCUGUUCAACAAUAUCGUCCUUAUGUAGAGUAUUCAAUUGCCAUACCAACACGCGACGCAGCUCCCUCUCGAUACAAUGAAAUUACGACACCUCCACCUCGCAGAUUUUAUCCUCCAGGAAAAUUAGAUUUCACGAGAACUCCAGAUGGCUUCUCUUAUAGCUUCAGUAAGAGUUGAAAGUGCACUGGAAAUUAAAUAAUUAAAUUAUUGCAGUUAUUUAAUCAAACAUAUUACCAUCAUAAUAUAUUAUAAAACAUUUUAUUUAUAUGCACUCUUAAUAGUUGCAAUACUUUAUAAUUAUAUUGAUUUAAUUGUAUCAAUAGCAGCACUAAAGGUCAACUUCUCUUCACUUCCUGUAUUGGAUUUAAAAUAUUAUGAUCAAGAUUUUUAUCGAUGCACUUUGUAAUAAAUUUCCAGAGUAGAUAACUGUAAAUUGGAAUAUUUGAAUAAUAAAAAUAACUGAAUAGA
Chelonus insularis is the source of this 2036-nucleotide messenger RNA. It is a transcript of the gene Cpr100A, whose product is annotated as Cuticular protein 100A. The transcript is spliced from 6 exons. NCBI's taxonomy places the organism in Eukaryota, Metazoa, Arthropoda, Insecta, Hymenoptera, Braconidae. The coding region runs from base 933 to 1745 and encodes 270 amino acids. Gene Ontology annotation, molecular function: structural constituent of chitin-based larval cuticle. Gene Ontology annotation, cellular component: chitin-based extracellular matrix. The record is from RefSeq and is a predicted model, not a curated record.